AGGCUAGGUUCUCAGCUCUUAUAAGGCGGACUCCUUCGAUCGCUUUGGAACUUCCGUUUGAUUCUCGUAUAAGAUUGGGUUUUGUCAGAGAGAUUUACCAUAGAACAUCGUAAAUUGACUUCAGUGAAGACUCCCAGCUCGAUUUUGAAGGGUUUGCUUUGAACUUGAGAGGAGCUCGAAGCCACGAUGCAAGCAAUCAAAUGUGUGGUUGUUGGAGAUGGUGCCGUGGGUAAAACAUGUUUGUUGAUCAGCUAUACCACAAACGCUUUUCCGGGGGAGUAUAUUCCUACGGUAUUUGAUAACUAUUCUGCAAAUGUUAUGGUUGAUGGCAAGCCUAUAAAUCUUGGUUUAUGGGAUACUGCUGGACAAGAGGACUAUGAUCGCCUUAGACCUCUCUCUUAUCCACAAACUGAUGUCUUUCUAAUAUGCUUCUCAUUAAUAAGUCCAGCUUCCUUUGAAAAUGUUCGAGCAAAGUGGUAUCCAGAGGUAAGCCACCAUUGUCCCAACACCCCAAUCAUCUUAGUUGGUACAAAGCUUGACUUACGGGAUGACAAGGAAACACUCGAGAAACUGAAAGAGAAGAAGCUGUUACCUGUAUUGUAUACCGAUGGCUUAAAAAUGACAAAAGAAAUUAGUGCACAAAAAUACCUCGAAUGCUCAGCUCUUACACAGAAAGGACUGAAAACAGUUUUUGAUGAGGCAAUCAGGGCAGUCCUGUGCCCAACAAUUAAGAAAACAAAGAAGAAAGGUGGAUGUCUACUGCUAUAAAUUAAAGACCGUAGCUUUGGGAAAACAACCAGACAACAUGUUAUGUGUGGAUAUUUCCUUGGUUUGGUCUGUUGCUACACAUUUCAAGUAAUUUGUCCUGAAAAAGGAAUUAUUAAUCUUUUCCUAUUAGUUUAUAUUGAAAUGAGAAAACAAGUUGCUAUCAUGUUUUUUGAUGUUCACUGAGUGGCAGUGUCAACUGGGUACAUGAAGUUUAUUUCUUUUAGUUUUUUGAAGGGUACCUAGAUAUAUGUAGCUUUUGAUAGGUCUUCAUGGAAGUGAUAGCAUUCUUGGGCAAGGCUCAAGAAAGCAGAAACAUAAUUUUCUAAUUGCUCUACAUAGUGAAUUUGUGAUGUGAAUGUAACAAUCAACUUUCAAAUAUUUUUAUGGUUUGAAGAUAAUUCUGUUCAUUUUGUUUUCCACAUGUAGUGUUAGAAUGAGUGCUCAGAUGUAUGUUCAGUGAUAAUACAGCUGUUAUUCUCUGUUGUUUUUCAAGUUUUAUGUUCCUCCUGCACCAACCUUUUUGUCCCUUCAUUUGGAAUUUUUCUUUUAUCACUAGAAAAUAGCACGCAUGACUGUAUGGCUGGCACUGCUUUUACAUGAUUUUUCCUUAGGAGAAUAUAUGAGAUUUACAUGCAAGUUUCUUCAGACUGAUUGUUAUCUUAAGUCUGCCAGCUGUGUAGGCUAGGGCUUGUGUUUUGUAGUUAUUAGUUGACAGGGUUCUUGUUUGAUAAUUGAUUUUGUCUAAUGAGGAUUUAUUGAAGUGCUUUUCGUAGUGUCGAUGGGAAGGUGGGUGAUCAUUCAGUUUACUUUGUGCAUGGAGAGCAAGAGAAUGAGGCUGGAUCCCAUACACACUGGCAAGCAGCGCUUGCUCUAACUUGUUUACAAACCCAAUUCAUGCCAUUGUUAAAUGGAAAGCUGUCAUUACUUAAAAGCACAGCUCCUUGUUAGUUUAGUCUUUUACAUCUCCUCUAAUGAUGAUUUUUGCAUUGGGUUUUGUGAGUAAACUGUGAAAAAAAUGAAACAAAUUUAAUCUUUCAAAUUAUGAUUUUGAAAGUACUACAGUCGUGCUUGGGUGUAUCACUCCAGAGUCAGUAUAUUUUGAUUGUUUUGUUAUUGCUUUAGUUGAUUUAGGUUGCCAGCUGGAUAGCUUGGGUGUUGUUCAUUUGCGUAAAACUGUCGCUUUAGACACUUGUUAACCAUCCUACAUAUAUAUCGGAUUGAAUAAAGACCAUGUACGGACUUUGAUUCAUUUUCAGGGAUCAUAACAAGCUAAAUCCGAAUUUCCAUUUUGCUAGUUGUAAAUAAGAUAUGCCUUUAAAUGGCAUUAAGACAAGAACUGCUUUUUUGGAAUGGUCAUUUGAGGAGUUGGUCUAUUUUGAAGUAGGAUGUCUUGAUGUAUUAAGUUUAGAAGUGUGGAUAAUCUUCUCUGCAACCUUAUAAUUUUUUAUGUACAUCUAGCUCAUUGUUUAGGCAGUAACAUCUUGUGAAAUUCGUGUUAUAUUUCUACCUUGCAUUCAAGAUUUUGGCCUUAAUUAUGUAAUAAAAGAUCAAGAAAUAA
Pocillopora damicornis (cauliflower coral) is the source of this 2326-nucleotide messenger RNA. RefSeq names its product ras-related C3 botulinum toxin substrate 1. Lineage: Eukaryota; Metazoa; Cnidaria; Anthozoa; Scleractinia; Pocilloporidae. The record is from RefSeq and is a predicted model, not a curated record. Gene Ontology annotation, molecular function: GTP binding; GTPase activity. Gene Ontology annotation, biological process: small GTPase-mediated signal transduction.